This is a messenger RNA of Andrographis paniculata, 1635 nucleotides long. RefSeq lists its product as uncharacterized. NCBI's taxonomy places the organism in Eukaryota, Viridiplantae, Streptophyta, Magnoliopsida, Lamiales, Acanthaceae. The transcript has 14 exons. Gene Ontology annotation, cellular component: nucleus; cytoplasm. The record is from RefSeq and is a predicted model, not a curated record. Bases 166 to 1317 code for a protein of 383 amino acids. Gene Ontology annotation, molecular function: nicotinamide-nucleotide adenylyltransferase activity; ATP hydrolysis activity.
UGUUGUUGCUGUUUCUUUCUUGGCAGGUCCCAGGAUCCCAGGUCCUCCCUGAAUCCCAACCCUUGAAUUAAACAGUUGCAAGCUGGCCUGCAAAAAUUCAAACAACCAUGUCCUAUAGAGGGAGAAAAGAGAAAGGUAAUUGCUCAGCCCGGCCGGCGGACGAAAAUGGACGCUUCUGCGCGAGCUCUGGUCGAGGCCAUCCACGCCACUCCCACUCAGGCCGUGCUGUACCUCACCGGCGGAGCUUCUCAGGCGAUUGGAUGGUUGCUGGCUUUGCCCGGAGCUUCAAAUACUGUUUUAGAAGCCGCGGUGCCGUAUUCGCGAAUGUCCUUGAUUCAUUUACUGGGAAAGGUUCCAGCUCAAUUUUCUAGUCGACAGACUGCAGAGGACAUGGCGUUGAUGGCAUACAAUAGAGCUCUGAAGCUAUCUCAUCCAGGCGUUCCUGUUCUUGGAGUGGGCUUCAGUGGCUCUUUGGCAAGCUCACAACCAAAGCGAGGGGAUCAUAGGUUUCAUGUAUCAACUAGGACAUCUUCCCAGCUUUGGGCCUCUACUGUUACUUUGAGCAAGGGUUUACGAACUCGUGAACAAGAAGACCGAGUUUCCAGCCAAUUCCUAUUAAAGGCAAUAGCAUAUGCUUGCAAGGUUCCCGGAACAUAUGUUUCUGAAUUAACUGAUACAGAAAUUCCUGAUGAUUUUGAAAUACAAUUUGAUGAAGAUCAGGAGUUGGAACAACUAAUUAAUGGUCAAAUAUGCUUUAAGGUUUACCCCUUUCUAGGUGAUAUGUCGAACGAAACUAGGAAGGUUAUCCUCUCUGGCUCUUUUAAUCCUUUGCACGAUGGUCACCUCAAGCUCUUGGAAGUUGCCGUAAGCAUUCUUGGUGAAGGAUAUCCAUGCUUUGAGUUGUCUGCAGUGAAUGCAGACAAACCUCCAUUGUCCGUUUCUCAAAUAAAGCAACGUGUCCAGCAGUUCGAAAAAGUUGGGAAGACUGUCAUAAUCUCCAACCAGCCAUACUUUUACAAAAAAGCCGAACUUUUCCCAGGAAGCGCAUUCGUGAUAGGUGCAGAUACUGCAGUCCGGCUUAUAAAUCCAAAGUACUACGGCGGCAGUUACGAAAGAAUGAUAGAAAUCCUCUCCGCCUGUAAGAACACGGGAUGCAGUUUCCUCGUUGGAGGGCGAAAUGUAGAAGGCAGUUUCAAGGUCCUCGGUGACUUCGACAUCCCGGAGGAGCUGAAAUCGAUGUUCAUAUCGAUCCCAGGUGAGAAGUUUCGGGUGGACAUUUCAUCAACUGAAAUAAGGAGAACUCAAGGCUUGGUCUGAAUUCAGCUGACCUGAUUAAUAAUAUUCUUGCAUUGCAUUGAAGAACAAUCAGGUACACUACAUAAUUUGACAUGUUGAAUUUUAGAGCUGUCGAUCUUAGAUUUGAAUUUUUUGUUUUUAUUUUUUCAUUUAAGUGUUAGUAUAUAUAUAUAUAUAUAUAUUGUGAUUUUAGCACAAUAAGCAAAUUAUACAGCAUAAUAUAUAAUAGGCACGACACAUUAUAUAAUACUCUCUCCGUCCGUCUCAAACGAUUACAUUUACAUUUUGUAUCAUUGUAUUUAAUUAAAACUACCUUUAUAUUUGUAUAAUUUUUUUUGU